Symsagittifera roscoffensis is the source of this 913-nucleotide messenger RNA. RefSeq names its product prolyl 4-hydroxylase subunit alpha-2-like. Gene Ontology annotation, biological process: peptidyl-proline hydroxylation to 4-hydroxy-L-proline. The record is from RefSeq and is a predicted model, not a curated record. Lineage: Eukaryota; Metazoa; Xenacoelomorpha; Acoela; Convolutidae. Gene Ontology annotation, molecular function: L-ascorbic acid binding; iron ion binding; procollagen-proline 4-dioxygenase activity. Gene Ontology annotation, cellular component: endoplasmic reticulum. Bases 1 to 906 code for a protein of 301 amino acids. The transcript has 2 exons.
AUGGGAAAUUACAGUGAAGCACUUCGCAUAGUAAAAAAAGCGUUGGAGAUAACAGGCAAAAAUGACAGACUCGAGAUUGGCGCUGAAAUGAUUUUGGAAAAAAUUCAGCAAUCAAAAAACGCAUCUAAAAAAAAUGGUAUGCCAGUUGAAGAAACAGAUUUAUGCCGAUUUGGUGCUUUUCCUGAUUCCAAAAGACGGCAAAAAAUGAAAGGUUUCAAAGUUUGGUCUGCGUGUAAGUACUCCACAAACUGGAACCCAUCAUUGGCGAUUCGCCCAAUCAAAUCCGAAGUGCUUUCGAAAAGUCCUUUCAUUGAAUUCUGGCAUCAAUUUCUCACUGACAAAGAAGUUGACAAACUAAAAGAAUUGGGACUCUCUGCGCUGAAAAGAUCAACUGUCGCGGGUGAUACAGGGUACAUUGAAGCUUCUUACAGAGUGAGUCAGUCUAGCUGGUUGGAUGACUCUUUGAAUGAGACAGUCGCAGCGACCUCCCGGAGGAUAAGUGAUAUGACCAAUUUCACAAGAGCGGGAAUGGAAACUCUACAGAUCGCUAACUACGGAGUCGGAGGUCACUACCAAGCACAUUACGACUUUGCCUACGAAACCGACCAGAGCGAAAAUGCGAAAGCUUUUUUAGCCGACGGAAACCGAGUGGCCACUGUCCUCAUGUACCUCUCAGAUGUGGAGCUGGGCGGCACGACAGCUUUUAUUGAUGUAGGGAUAAACGUCACUCCUGAAAAAGGCGGAGCUGUCUUCUGGUAUAACUUGGACAGAAAUGGGUCAGGAAUUGAGGAAACUUUCCAUGCAGCUUGUCCUGUGCUAGUUGGUGUGAAGUGGGUUGCCAAUAAAUGGAUCAAGUACAAUGGACAACAUCAUGUAUACAAAUGUCCCAUCCGUUUAGAGGAAUGAGAAUCAA